AUGAUUGCUGAUGCAUUCGAGGCUGCUUAUAAGAAACUUAUUGAUUAUUCAAUAGCGCUUGAUAUCUUACAGUAUCUGAAAUAUGAGGAGGAGUACUUACCAUGGAGUACAGCAAUGCAGAAACUUGAAAGUAUGAGCGAAAUGGGUGACUUUUUCAAAGGCAGGGAAGGUUCGACCUCGUACAAAGUUGAGAUUGCUAACAAAAUUUUUUCCGAUUACGUGAUGAACCUCCUUAGACAUGUAUAUAAACGCAGUUUUUUCGAAGAUGUAGCAAUUCAAAGUAACGAAGAGGAUUACAUUCUCAAAAGUGCCGCUUUCGAAAACAUCAUACGUCAUAUGAAAUUUGUAGACAUGGGAGUGAAGGUCGACGGUCGCUACCUACAUCACCUUCGCUUUGCAGACGACAUCGUGCUUAUAACACUCAACAUCGAGCAGGCGUGA
Molecule: messenger RNA, 441 nt
Organism: Haemonchus placei
Lineage: Eukaryota; Metazoa; Nematoda; Chromadorea; Rhabditida; Trichostrongylidae
Source: the annotation of a GenBank genome assembly